Messenger RNA from Paramacrobiotus metropolitanus, 1431 nucleotides. RefSeq lists its product as uncharacterized. The transcript is spliced from 2 exons. NCBI's taxonomy places the organism in Eukaryota, Metazoa, Tardigrada, Eutardigrada, Parachela, Macrobiotidae. The record is from RefSeq and is a predicted model, not a curated record. The coding region runs from base 208 to 1212 and encodes 334 amino acids.
UUCGCUUAUGCCAGCCUUGUAUUCGACGUGGCAGACCUUAUUGACGCAUACACAGCCGUCUUCACGAAUCGCAGCAUUGUUUUUGACGCAAAGUGAUCGUUAUAAAUUCAACUAGUAUACUCUUCGUGAGCUAGGGGCAUCCAGAGGAUAGGAUAUACCGGUAUAUCCAGCCCAUCCUGUUGUCUACAGUUUCGCAAGCAAAGUGCGAUGCCGUCACCAUCCCGUGAGUCAGCGUCCGAUAUUGUGAUUUCGGGGUUCGAUCACGAUGGCGGUACAACUUUUCGCCGGUCUAAAUUCAAGACACUCCUUCCCCGGCUUAUUAAUCGGACGAUGAAGGGUUUCAUGAAAAUUUGCAAAUCACGAAAUAUUUCUGGAGUUUGUAGCAGUUUGUGGGUGCCAGCAAUCCAGUUGGUACUGCGCCCAUUUCGCGGUCCGCUGACCAUUAACGCAUUCGAUAUCAAACUGUCAAUAAUGUUUUCUCUAUGCACCGUGUUUUAUGCUGGUCUCGCAGGUUUUCUUUACAGAAACAGAUCCCCUUCCAAAUCAGAAGACGAUGCAGCAAUCAUUUGUUCGAGUGUUUUUGCAAUUUUGUUUUUCUUUGUGCAUGUAUCUCGGGUCUGGUUCACUUCACGAUGUUAUCCCUCGUACUAUAAAAUUAGACUUUUCCUCCAACACAUAGUGACAAUUUCGCCCAUAGAAUGUCGGCAGCAUAUUGAGCGCGUCCGAUCAGGGCGCCCCUGGCUGGGAUGGCAGAUCGAGUGUGGUUAUGACGCUCAAAGCGGUGAUGCACCAAUGGCGAAGGUGGUGACUAGCACCUUUCACGAGGAGUUUCAGUUUUCGUCCUGUGAGGAUGUUCGUGACCCAGUGGAACUGGCCGGUCUCGAACAAGACAAACUGACAUGGAUUGACUUUUCUACAGAAUUCGUGCUGGCCGACGCCCACACCGAGAAAGCCUUCAAAGAAAAACAGGAGCAGUUUGUGGAAGCUCAUCGCCGUCGUGAAAGGCAGUAUGAACUGAAAACAAUUUUGUCACUUCCUGAAUUCAGGAAAAUCGUGGUAGUUUCGCCUUCGCGCAAAAGGCCGUUGUUGUUCCACUGGUGGUGCUAUGUCGUGGCAACUUGGCUCAUGCUGGAUCUGCCGUACCUCUAUUUGCUCAAUAUGUGCUGGUCACGGAUCGUUGCAUUUAAGUAUGUUAAACGCUUUCAAAUCUGACACCGUACGUCGUGAGCAAGGCUGUCUUUUGCAUAAAUUUGAAUUUUCCCUUUUAUCGCGGAUUAUGAUCGUGAAUUUGUGUGUCGGACCGCAAUGCCGAAAUCAGUUUGUUCUGUUCAUAAUAUUUCUACUUCAUGUUUUUGCAAGCCGAAGUGAGUCAGGCACCAUUUUGCACUAAAAGAGCGGCUUGGUGAGCAGUUACGCUUUCCCUUCAAUUAA